CAACUAACUAAAGUGGCGCUUGUCCUGUCUGUCUUCUGGCUUGCAUUAUUUUUAUUGCAUGUAAAAUGAUAGAAAUAGUUAUUUUUACAUUGUUAUUUUGUAAACUCUGUGCAUACACUGUUUUGUUUCGUAAUAAUUAAUUAAAAUUUUGCGGAAUCAGUUAAAUUUACGGUUCAUAUCUUGUAAAUAUCGAGACGAUGCGUGCUCGUAAUAAAUCGCAGGCAGAAAGCUCUACAACAAGCAUUAGAACCUCUAACGGGAAGAAAAAUCUUUCGGAAAAGUGCCGAGUGUGUUUAAACGACGGAGAAAUACCUAUAUUCGGCGUUAAUGACAUUUCUCAAGAUGUCACUGACUUUGGAAAGAUCGAAAUCAGUAAAGAUGAUAACCUACCCCAAUAUUUAUGUGAAGGCUGCUUUACUUUGUUGGAAGCUGCCAUGCUAUUUAGAAAAACUGCGAAAGAAUCCGAAGAAGCUCUCAAAAGGAAUGAUAAUGCAGAUAGCGGCACAGAAGGUUCAGAUGAACUAUUCAUUAAAAAAGAAUAUCUUGAGUUAGUGUACAGCUCUGAAUCAGAAUUCAAUGAUUUUGACCAAAUUAAAGAGGAACCUGUAUCUGCAGAUGAGACGAUGUAUCCAUCUACAGUUUCUGAAACUGACAUGCAGGAUCAUGAUAAUGAUAAUUAUUUAGACAUAGAUUUACUUAAAGAAGAAGAAAGUAACCAUGCAUCAGAAUGUAAUAAGGAUGAAAUGAUAAUGAUUAUUGUCGAUGACAAAGAUAAAGAACAAGCUUCACAAACUGACAAAAGUCUCAUAAAGAUACUUCCCAAUCAAAUAGAAUGUGAUGUUUGCCAUACUGCUGUUCUUAAAACAUCAUAUAAACAACAUUUGAUAGAACAUAGAGAGAAAUACAAAGAAAAAUGUAACAAAAAGUAUAGAAAAGUUGAAUGUGAACAUUGUGGCAAAAAAAUAAGCAAAUCGUACCUCAAACAUCACUUGAAAUUGCACAGCUCAGAUGAAAACCAAGCGGACAGAUUAAUUGAAUGUAAAAUGUGUGAGAAGAUGUUUAGCAUCCGUUACUUCAAUGAUCAUGUCAGACGAAUGCAUAGUAAAACGAGUCAGGAAAAAGUUAAGACUAAAGAUGAGUCUCAACAACCCUCCAACUAUCUGAAAUGUCCUGUUUGUGAUAAAAUGAUUGGAGAUACCUUGUAUAAAGAACACUUGGCCAGACAUGGGUCAGGCUUCAGGCUCUUCAUUUGUGACAAAUGUGGGAAGGAAUUCAAACACCAAUCAGCCUUCAAAACUCACUGCCUCACACAUGGCAGUGAGUUAAAGUAUAAAUGCCAAUUUUGCCCUUAUCGGGGCUUGCAUCAAGCACUUCUAAAAAUCCAUGUGAGGACUCACACAGGAGAUUACAAUUACAAAUGUACAGAGUGCCCGGCCAAAUUCGCAACAAAGAGUAACUUGUCUAAACAUCUUGAGAGGCACAAAGGGAUAUUCAAAUUCAAAUGUGAGGAGUGUGGGAGGGGCUUCUAUUUCAAAAGGGAUCUUGAAAGACAUGCCCAGAAUGUUCACACUGCAGUUAAAAGUCAUAUUUGUGAGAUAUGUGGUAAAGGAUUUGGGCACCGGGACAAUAUGCUGGGCCAUCAGUUAAGAGUACAUAAAAGAGAUAAGAUCAUACACAUAGGCAGAAUGCCUUCGUACAUGAGACCAGAAUUUAAUCAACCUGAAUGAUUACCUUAAUGAUAUGUUUUGACUUGCUAUAAUUAUUAGAACAUUGUAUAUUUUUUUGGUUUAUGAAUUGAAUUAUACAAAAGGAGAUUGCCACGGGGCAGGUCCCUUUUGUGGUAUCGUGUGCCUGAAUGGAAUAAUAACCUAAAAAUAUUGUUUAUUUUUUUGUUUCCAAAUUAUUUUUUAUACAAUUUCUUUCACCCUGGGAAUAAAGUUAAAAUUAAUUAAUAGUUAAACAUUACGUCGACAUCCGUUUGAUUGGUAAACAAAAAAAAGUUGCCAGAUAUCAAAUAACUAUUGAAAAUUACGUAUUUUAAUCAAUAGAGUAAUCGAUAUCAAAACAAAACAGUUAUUAAAAAUAAAAAAAUACAAUUAUUUUUAAUUAUUAUUCUAACUAUAUUCAUGAUAAGUCUAUAUUGUUGAACAGAUAAGAUAAGAUAGAUAAGAUAAGAGCGAUUUUAAAUUAAAAUAAAAGCCUUACGUAAUUUAAAAACUUAAAUCGAUUUAUUAAUGAUUAAAUAUAAUUGCUCUGGCAACAUUUACUUGCGCAUGUCACAUCACUUUGACGUUCGUUCGUUGUGUGUUCGUGAUUGCUUUGUAUAAUACGUUGAGUUUUGAAUUCCGUAUUUACUUAGUUAUUAUUUACGAUACGUGCCUUUCUGCUACCACCGAGUUGAGCUAAUAAGUUCCUCGCGUACUUACUUUAUGUUUUGUGAGAUAAUUGACUCCUCUUUGUGAGAUAUUGACUCUAAGUGCUUGACUCUUGUUUGUGCUGUUCUUUGUGAGAUAAAGUGCUAUUCUUGGAGAACAAUUUGACUCUUAGUGAAAUCCUUGUGUGAUAUUGAACUCCCGAACUGUUUUUGUCAGAACUAUGUCUACCCCAGCCAGAAGUCGGGCACACCGCCUGUCUUACCGACGCUGUAUUAACUGUUCCCUUUUACUAGCGUCUAAUUUACGCCGGUAUACAGUUGAGGAGUUGAACGAGCAAAUGACAGUUCUUCUACGAACUUGGACAACGCCUACACCUGUAACGUCAGAUGAUAUCCUAUGUAUUGAAUGUUAUUUGCUGUUGCAAGAAAGGAUAUUGUCAAAUAUAACUGGAUCCCACGAGGAUAUAUCACCUGCAUAUGGUCACUUAAAUGUUUGUUAUGGAUGUGGUAUCUCUGUUGCAAGUCGGAGAACCCACAGAGUUGAGUUAGACUGUCCACAACGUAGCAUGAUUUUAAGAUGGACUUUAGCACAUCUGGUUCCACAUUUACAAAAAGUGUGCAUUCCUUGCUGGUUAGCAGCAACUCGGGAGACGAGACGUUUGGAGGUUCAAGAUUCAAACAGACCUGCAAGGGUCAUGGAUGCAGCUCUAUCUUCAUUAGAAGACCCCGAGAUACCUGAACCACCUCCAAUGCCAGCUCCAACAUCUCAACCACAACAAGCAUUACGAGUUCAAUCUAAGAUUAACUCACAAAAGUAUAAACGAGUUGCUGCAGCUUCUCGUCACUGUAUGUUUGUAGGCUGUGAUAAUGAUGAACGUCUUUUAGUACCUAUGACUAUAAAGGAACUGUUGUUAUUGCAGUACAAUAUAUAUAUACCUUUAAAUGCUAGAAUCUGUCAUCACCAUUUAUAUAGCAAUCAGUGGGAUGAACUGACUACCAACCUAAAUGACUUUACUAGCUUUCAAGUUGAUGAUAUAUUUUCCAUACUGGAAAGAGCUUCUCAAAGAAGUUUAGAUUUUAAUAAUAUUGCAGCAAUGGAUGCACAUUUACGCCAUUAUUGGCUGGGACUUACAGAGAUGCAGUUUAAUGAAAUAUUAAAUAGCCUUCCUACUUUACAUAAUAAGGUUAGAAAUCCUAGCCUUGCAUUAAGCACAUUUCUUGUUAAACUUAGGACAGGGGACAGCAACCAAAGACUGGCAACUCUUUUUCAAUUGCCACGAUCUACAUUAGAAAAAAAAAUGAACAUUGUUAGGGAAUGUUUAAAAGAACAUUUUGUACCAAUGCAUUUGGGAGUUAAUCACACUAAUAUACAAAAUGUGGCCUCACGUAACAGGACUAUUCCUGAAGGUCUAUUCGGAGACAGUAGCAUGGCUCCAGAUUCUAAACCUGCUAUUGUCAUAUGUGAUGGUACAUAUGUUUAUGUACAGAGUAGUAGUAACUACAAAUAUCAGAAACAGACAUAUAGUCUACACAAAUAUAAUAAUUUGGUUAAACCCUUUUUAAUCACAUGUUGUGAUGGAUAUAUUUUAGAGUGCAUUGGACCAUAUGAAGCAACAAAAAAUGACUCGACAAUCAUGAGUGAUCUAUUUCGUAAUGAAAGUGGUCCAAUGCGCUCAUUUUUUAGACAGGGGGAUGUCUUUAUAUUGGAUAGGGGAUUUAGAGACGUGAUCCCUGAACUCCAAAGCUAUAAUUAUAAAACAUACAUGCCUGAGUCAUUAUUGGAAGGUGAAUUUCAAUUGACCACUGACCAAGCAAACAAGUCUAGGUGUGUGACUAUGUGUAGAUGGGUAGUUGAAAUUGUAAAUGGUCGCAUCAAAAGAGACUACAAACUGUUUCGACAAGAAUAUUUUAACAGAGCAUCAACACACCUUAUGGAUGAUUUUAAAAUUGUUUGUGCCCUUUUGAAUAAAUUCCACCCAACAAUUGAAGAUAGACCUGACGCUGCAGAGUAUGUGCAAAUUGCUCAGGCGAGAUUAAACAGUAGUAAUUAUUUGGGGGAAUUUAUUCGAAGGGAUAACAUCAAUAGGAGACGUACGGUUUUCCAAAACAUAGACAGCAAUGCUCCCCAUUUAGAUCAUUUUCCAAGAUUAACUUUAGAUGAUUUAAGAAGAUUUGCAUUGGGAUCUUACCAAUUAAAACAGGCUAGAUCCUAUUAUGGGGAGCACAUAAGAAGUAAUGGUACUUAUAAUGUUGAAGUAAGCAAUGAUGUCUUGGAAGAGGAUUUGCCCUUAAUAUUGGGUCAAAAUAAUUAUUUAAUUAGGACUAGAAUUAAGUCCCGCCAUGUGAGCCAUAAAACAUAUUACUCUUAUUUGUUGAUAAGUAGAGAUGAAGAUCGGGCAAAUUCUUUAGAAAGUAUCAUUGCUUACUAUUGUAACUGUCUAGUGGGUAACCGUACGGUAGGGUGUUGUGCUCAUACUAUGACAGUAUUGUGGUAUUUAAGCUGGGGCCGCUUCAACAAUGUGAGUGCUCCAGCUCAAUCUUUGGACGAAAUAUUUUAUGAAGAAUAAAUAGUUUAUUCAUGUUU
Messenger RNA from Helicoverpa zea (corn earworm), 4958 nucleotides. Its product is annotated as zinc finger protein 845-like. Lineage: Eukaryota; Metazoa; Arthropoda; Insecta; Lepidoptera; Noctuidae. Bases 198 to 1727 code for a protein of 509 amino acids. Gene Ontology annotation, molecular function: DNA-binding transcription factor activity, RNA polymerase II-specific; zinc ion binding; RNA polymerase II cis-regulatory region sequence-specific DNA binding. Gene Ontology annotation, biological process: regulation of DNA-templated transcription. The transcript has 3 exons. The record is from RefSeq and is a predicted model, not a curated record. Gene Ontology annotation, cellular component: nucleus.